AGUACAUUUGGCUCAAGUGUGAGUGUAUUCUGUAAGUUAUUUUUCCUCUCCCCUCUCUGGAAGACUGAAGGCUGGAAGUUUAAACACUGUAGUUUAAGUUAAUAUUGUGGCAAAGUUCUGUGUAGAUUAUGUUUUUCUACUCGAAGUCCCAGUUAAUUCUUUAUCAAUUGAGGUUGGCUUUUGUUAGAGUACUUCUCAACAUUGAACUACGAUAAAUCGAAUAAUACCGGAUCUGAAAGGACUGCAGGAUGAUAAAGUUUGAAGUUUGAAGUCAAAGGGAUUAAACAGCGACCAGCUACAUUUACCAAAGCCUGGGUGAUGUGGAGUGGUACAUAGAGAUGAAGCUGUCGUCAUGGCAACAGUGAGUGAAGUAUCGAAAAUCCCCAAGGAGAAGCCAGUGCUCUGAGAAUAGGUCACUGGAAUCGGGGACUAACAGGUUGGCCACUGGUGAACCAUUUAGAAAAACUCCUGUUUCUUGUUAUAAGCUUUUGUCUUUGCUGUCCAAGUUAUUAGAACUAUAGCUUUGUAUUUAUUUUUGCAUAGGUUAAUGUCAUUAGAAAGUACUAUCAGUAUUAUACAUUGGUUAGGUAAAGCAUAUCACUUGUCUUAAUGAUGCUAUUUGUUUUAAUCUAGUUUAUUCAUAACUUUAAAUUGUAGUGUGACUUUGACAAUUACAGUGGAGAUACAUUAUUCAUGUUGCUUGUAGGUCAUUGGUCUCUUCAGCCUGGCUACACAUUGAGAAUUAGCAGAGGAGCUUUUUAAAAAGUACCAGUGCUUAGUCCCCAACCUGGAUUGUUUGGCCUAUUCCUCCUUCAGUUUUUUGUGGUUCGAUAAUUAUCUUUUAAGUUGACAAUAAACAGCUAAAUUUAGAGGGGGGAUUGCUUUUUCAUUGUUCUAGUUUCCAAAUAUUUACUUUUGAGAUGCAGCGUAUUAAAAUUUUCAAAGACUGGUUUAACCAUUCUCAUUAGUAAAUACAAUGUAUUUUCAGUGUAUCCAUAGAUAAUAAAAGUUGGAUAGGUAAGAAUUGGAAGGGUGUUAAGUGAUGUCAUUUAGUCUACCACCUUUCUACAGUAUAAUUCUGUGGCUCUACAAGGUGGCCUUCAGUUUGUUUAAAUACCUAUAAAGGAUGUUUCUACUUUUAAGUAGGCAUUACAAAUUUUUGUAUAUUGCUUGGCAGUAUGCCUCUUUGUAAACUACCAAUCUGUUAUAGUCUCUUGAAGACUUGGUUCCAAUAUUUCUCAGUCUUUGUAACACAUAAAUGAAACUAACCAUGUUUGGACUUUGUAAUUUUUGUUGUUGUUGAGUUAUAUGUCAAUUACAUAAUCAUGCUAAAGGAAAAUAGCUCCUCUAACAAACCAUAAUAAUAAACUUCUAAUGACCAAAGACCAGGAUUUUCUAAAGCUGAAAAUAAUUCUCGUAUAAAUCAGAAAAAUUGGACAAUAGAAACUUAAAGCAGAGAUUGAGUUAGUUUGUGUGUUGAUAAUGAAAAUUAUUUUUGAGUUUUCUCUGAAUAGAUGAAGACUUCUUUUUUAAAGAGAUUUUCAAAUGCCACCUCCUCAAACUUUAUUGGCAAAGAAAGUUUACCUGAUUGGGGAGGAAGAAAUUCUAGCAGGCCUUAAUUUAAUGUGCUUGUUGCAACAGAAGGUACUAAUGUAUACUUUGAGACUUUGUUUACUGCUGAUUGAUGGAGAUAUAUUUUUUAAAUUUAUGAUACAAAGUAAUCUCUACCAGGUAGUUGUAAAUUACGUGUGCACCGUUGAUUUGUGAGGUAGAACCAAUUCUGAACAAAAUAAAGGUAUCUGGUUUUAGGUUAUAUACCCACAAAGUUAACUUUGAAAAUUGCAGGUAAUAAAUAGCAGGAUUAAGCAAGAAGUUAAGUAUAUAUUGAAUUAUAGUAAAUAAUGGGUUUGGUUUUCUUAAAUCUAUUUUGAUGUCAUUGGCAUUUUGACACAAAAACAAAGAAAAUGGCAUCAUUAAGUCUGAUUUGGGACUAAAUAGUAGCUAUAAUUCAAACAUAUUUAGCUUCUUUAGUGUAAUUGCAAGAACAAAUGAAUUAUAUCACCAUUUGAAGGCAGUUCUUAAAGCAGGUUAUCUUAAGAGGUAUAGAUAAUUUUUAUUAACAAAUGGAGAAAAAUGAGACAACUAUGUUUUCAUAAAAUUACAUUUUACUAGGGAUUUUGAUGAUACCGUCUUCUGUCUGGAUUGCAAGGGGUUAAGAGUUAAAAUGGUGUGUGCAGCUGUAACACUGGAGCUAUUUUAUCUCUUAAUGACAGUUAAGGAGAGCCAUUAGAUAACACAGCCAUAAGUUAAAAAGAGUCUGAAGUUGGUUUUACUUUUUUCCAAAUUUCCUGUGAUGAUAAAACCUGAUCAUAGACCUUAAGAUCUUUGGAAUAUGUUUAUAUGUAUGUAUGUAUGUAUGUAUGUAUGUAUGUAUGUAUAUAUAUGGAGAGAGAGAUAGGUUGUUUUCAUGAGAAUUAAGUUUGACUUAUUUUCCAAAGAGCAAUUUGUAGCCUACUGUCCUGAUAAAAUGGAUUCAUCAUUACACGUUAAUAUUAGAAAGCAGCUCAAUGAGGCCAGCUGGUGGCCUCAUUCCUCAUAGGUGUGAGGAAUGAAACCGAGGGAAGGCCAUUUUAAGUAACAGCUGUCUUUUAUCUUGUCAGCGCUGCCAGUUUUUGUUUAGUAAGCAUUCCAGUUUCUGUAAUAAUUUUAAAUGGAAGAAAGUAAGGAAAAUGUAUGAUAACUGACUUUUUACUCUGAUGUUACCAUAGGGGUAAUGAAGUUCAUCGCAGAUUGUUUUCUAACCUUCGGUGCAUGUAUUGAAAUAGAUUUUUGUUUUAAAAAUAUGAGAUUACAUUUUUCUGGAUCUGGUGUGCAUUGGGGUAGAGAGGAUGACUGUCUUAAAAAUAGAUCGUGUAUUCUGCCUAGAGCAAAGACUCUUAAGUCUUUUGGCUGAAAAUGAACUGAGUAUGGACAAAAAUAUUGAAGUAUUCUACUUGUAAACUUACCGUAUAAUCAGUGUCUUGAUAAAAUAGUAGUUUUUGUUGGUUGAAUCUAAGAAUGUGUUGGACUUGGGUAAAUUUCAGACAUGACCAACAACAAAAAACAAAAGCCCAAUUCCUUAACCUUUCCUGACUGAAACUUCUCAGGAAGAAACCAGUUUUGAAUUGUAUGACAUAAAUAAGAUUGUCUUUUAUUAUAAGUUUUUAAACUAUGUAAUAAAACAUUUGGGGAUAACAUCAGUUGAAUGUGCUACUUUUAAAGCAUUAAACCACUGACAUAAGCCUUCUGUAUUAUAGAAACUUCUGAGUUACCAAAAUUUAGUCUGGUACAGAGCCCUUGAAUAUGUUGUGGUUCCCUCAUUAUGGCCCUUCAUUCCCUUCUGUGUUAAUAGUAAAGCAUGUUGCCUAAUAACUACAACCCUGACCAAAUUUGGGCCUGGAUCUCAUGGGUCACGUGGAGUUUUAAAUACGAUUUUUAAUUUACUUGGGUAAUUGAGCUGAAUCUUUAGUUUUCAGAUUACUUUUUUAAACAGAUAGGCUCUUAGAACAAAUUAUUAAAAACAUAAUACCCCAUUGGAGGGGAAUCUGGAUUAACUACCCACUGUUCCCACCCCCCCCAACUUUUGAAAAAUUUUGGCCAUAUAGAAUGCAUGAAAAAUCAGUAUGAUCUUAUGAGGACUUUAUAGUACUGUAAAUCUUAGGAGCACUUUAGUUGUUUUGUUUGUUUGUUUGUUUUACCAGUCAAAUAGCAGUGGGAGAUUGUAUACCAACUUUAGUGACACUGAUAUUAGUAAGUUCUGAUAACCCACUACCAUCGGACCAGCCUGGAGCACAUUACUUUGGCCAGUGGAAAGUCUCUUGGAGAGACUUUGAGGUUUGUGAUGACAAAUCAUGCUAUCGUUAAAGUUAAAUACAUAUAUAUACACACCUAGAAUAUAAGCAGAAUGGAAAAGUUGGCAGGGAUGAAUUCAAGAACAUUAGAGUGAAUUUUUUUCAUUACAGAAUUGUUAGUUCCUUUAGGAACUUAGUCUCGUAGAUGUAUAUAUUUAAUUAGCAUAACUUGGACAGCACAAGAUUAAUGCUUUAACUUGUUUGCAGGAGUUUAAAAAGCUGGUUUCUGUUGCCAAUAGUUGGUUGGAAGGGAAAAUGGAGAUGCCACAAAUAAAAUUUUUUGGAUGUGCAAAACAGUUUUGAUUUUAUUUCUUACAAACUAUAGGACUCCAAGCCCCCUGAUCCUUGAUCAGAACUACAUUAACACCAAAAAUCAAGUUAUCAAAGCAGAGAGGAGGGUGCUAAAGGAGUUGGGAUUUUGUGUUCAUGUCAAGCAUCCUCAUAAGAUCAUUGUUAUGUAUUUACAAGUCUUAGAAUGUGAACGUAAUCAAACCCUGGUUCAAACUGCCUGGAAUUACAUGAAUGACAGUCUUCGAACCAAUGUGUUUGUUCGAUUUCAACCAGAGACUAUAGCAUGUGCUUGCAUCUACCUUGCAGCUAGAGCACUUCAGAUUCCGUUGCCAACUCGUCCCCAUUGGUUUCUUCUUUUUGGUACUACAGAAGAGGAAAUCCAGGAAAUCUGCAUAGAAACACUUAGGCUUUAUACCAGAAAAAAGCCAAACUAUGAAUUACUGGAAAAAGAAGUAGAAAAAAGAAAAGUAGCCUUACAAGAAGCCAAAUUAAAAGCAAAGGGAUUGAAUCCGGAUGGAACUCCAGCCCUUUCAACCCUGGGUGGAUUUUCUCCAGCCUCCAAGCCAUCAUCACCAAGAGAAGUAAAAGCUGAAGAGAAAUCACCAAUCUCCAUUAAUGUGAAGACAGUCAAAAAAGAACCUGAGGAUAGACAACAGGCUUCCAAAAGCCCUUACAAUGGUGUAAGAAAAGACAGCAAGAGAAGUAGAAAUAGCAGAAGUGCAAGUCGAUCGAGGUCAAGAACACGAUCACGUUCUAGAUCACAUACUCCAAGAAGACACUAUAAUAAUAGGCGGAGUCGAUCUGGAACAUACAGCUCGAGAUCAAGAAGCAGGUCCCGCAGUCACAGUGAAAGCCCUCGAAGACAUCAUAAUCAUGGUUCUCCUCACCUUAAGGCCAAGCAUACCAGAGAUGAUUUAAAAAGUUCAAACAGACAUGGUCAUAAAAGGAAAAAAUCUCGUUCUCGAUCUCAGAGCAAGUCUCGGGAUCACUCAGAUGCAGCCAAGAAACACAGGCAUGAAAGGGGACAUCAUAGGGACAGGCGUGAACGAUCUCGCUCCUUUGAGAGGUCCCAUAAAAGCAAGCACCAUGGUGGCAGUCGCUCAGGACAUGGCAGGCACAGGCGCUGACUUUCUCUUCCUUUGAGCCUGCAUCAGUUCUUGGUUUUGCCUAUCUACAGUGUGAUGUAUGGACUCAAUCAAAAACAUUAAACGCAAACUGAUUAGGAUUUGAUUUCUUGAAACCCUCUAGGUCUCUAGAACACUGAGGACAGUUUCUUUUGAAAAGAACUAUGUUAAUUUUUUUGCACAUUAAAAUGCCCUAGCAGUAUCUAAUUAAAAACCAUGGUCAGGUUCAAUUGUACUUUAUUAUAGUUGUGUAUUGUUUAUUGCUAUAAGAACUGGAGCGUGAAUUCUGUAAAAAUGUAUCUUAUUUUUAUACAGAUAAAAUUGCAGACACUGUUCUAUUUAAGUGGUUAUUUGUUUAAAUGAUGGUGAAUACUUUCUUAACACUGGUUUGUCUGCAUGUGUAAAGAUUUUUACAAGGAAAUAAAAUACAAAUCUUGUUUUUUCUAAACUGCUUCAAAUACCUUAUUUAAAUAAAUUAUUAAAAAGGAAAAUUUUAAUAGCAAAAUGGCUGUACUGGUUUUCUGACAAACUUAUUCUUUCCUCCAUUAGAUGGUAGUUUGAGAUUAUUAAAAUGCAAUUCUUAACUGCAUUGUGAGCUAUUGUAAGUCUUCACUGUAUAUAUGGAAAAAGUAAAUGGGAGUCGCCCAACAAUGUGACAUUAAAUGUUAUAUUUUAGCACUAAACCAAAAAA
Messenger RNA from Homo sapiens (human), 5996 nucleotides. RefSeq names its product cyclin L1 (gene CCNL1). Gene Ontology annotation, cellular component: nuclear speck; cyclin L-CDK11 complex; nucleoplasm. Gene Ontology annotation, biological process: regulation of transcription by RNA polymerase II; regulation of mRNA splicing, via spliceosome. The record is from RefSeq and is a predicted model, not a curated record. The transcript is spliced from 9 exons. Lineage: Eukaryota; Metazoa; Chordata; Mammalia; Primates; Hominidae. The coding region runs from base 4175 to 5308 and encodes 377 amino acids. Gene Ontology annotation, molecular function: cyclin-dependent protein serine/threonine kinase regulator activity.